AUGGUGCGAAAUCGAUUACGUACACUUGGAAGGUUUUUAGAAGCAUUAAAAAGCAUAAACACUGAAAUUACGGAUUUUGCCUCAUUAUACCAGCCAAAAUAUUAUGAUGACUGCAUUAAAGCGGUAUAUGUAGUAGCUCGAUUUGAUCCAGAAACUCAAAAGUUUGGUGCUGCUUCUACAGCAUUUCAAUUGGGAACAUUACUAAAAGAAGUUGGCGAAUUGUGGCGAUCACAAUGUAUAAAAAAUCACGAUCCUGUUAAAAAGACUCUCGUUGAAGAUUUUCUUUCGCUUCGUAAAGAAGACUUUGGUCAUUCAGUCAACAAAACGAUAAUGGAAACAAGAGCCCAUAUGACACGGCAAAAAGUGGAAGUAGCUCCAAGUAUGAAUGAUAUAAAAAAACUUUCUUAUUAUGUAAAUACUAAACGACUUGAAGCAUAUAAUCUUUUAAAAGAAAGAUUUUCUUAUAAUAUAUGGCAAACUCUAGGUGAAUGUACUUUAAUCUCUAUGCAAAUAUAUAAUAGAAAACGCGCGGGCGAGAUACAAAGGAUUUUAUUGGAAGAUUUUAAAACUUAUGAAGGUUUAAAUGAGCAAAGUGACCCGGAUCUUUUUAAAUCGCUUUCAGACUCAGCUAAAGAAAUUGCACGCAAAUACGUACGAUUUCAGAUUAGAGGAAAGCUAGGUCGUUCUGUUCCCGUUUUGUUACAAUCUGAUGUUUUAGAUUGUAUAAAAUUAUUUCUACAAUUUCGAAAUCAAGCUGGUGUACAUCCAAAAAAUCCGUAUGUUUUUGGUAUAACAGGUUUUUAUAAGCAAAGAUUUAAAGUCAUAAGAGCAUAUGAGCAGAUGCGGAAAUUUGCAUACGAAUGUGGAGCUGAUCAUCCUGAAAGAUUGCGAGGCACUCUUCUUAGAAAACAUAUCGCAACUAAUUGCCAUAAAUUAAAAAUAACAGAACAAGAAGUAUCCGAAUUAGCUAAUUUUAUGGGACACAAAGAAAAUAUACAUAAACAAUACUACAGAUUACCUCAAAAAGAAGCCGAUAUACUUAAUAUUAGUAAAUAUUUGGAAGCUGCACUUGAUUUAAAUAAUAACAAGUCUGAUAUUGAUAGCUCUGAUACAGAUGAUACAGACAAUAGCAAUAUUGAUGAUGACAAUAAUAAUAAUGGUUAUAAUAAUAGUAACAUCAGUCUAAAUGAUACAAAUACUGACAAUGAUCUGAUUUAUAAUAAUGAUAACAUGCAAGGUAUGAAAUAG
This is a messenger RNA of Monomorium pharaonis (pharaoh ant), 1248 nucleotides long. RefSeq lists its product as uncharacterized. The record is from RefSeq and is a predicted model, not a curated record. The transcript has a single exon. Bases 1 to 1248 code for a protein of 415 amino acids. Lineage: Eukaryota; Metazoa; Arthropoda; Insecta; Hymenoptera; Formicidae.